AUGUAUUACCGGCCUGCUAUGCUUCUGGGCAUCAAGACUCUGAGAAAGUAUCAGGUCGGUAACGUGUUGAAGGCGUGCGACUUCUGGAAGGAGGCCCUCAACGGCCGCUUCUUCUACUUCAAGUUCGCCGACAGCAAGAAACUGGCUAGCUUUGAGAUACCGCUGCGCAUGGCGCACAUUCAUCUGUACACGGAGAACAUGGAGGAGGAGUACGCCGACGAGAUACGUCAGAUGAAGAUCGCUCUGGCCAAGGUCACCCUCAUCGUCCUUCCGUUCCUUCGCCGCCAGUUUUGGUUCGUCGCCCACGUCCAGAAGCUCUGGGAGACACUGGCAUUCCCGUGGCGCUCGGAGAUGGAAGACCUCUACCACGACGGACUCCUGCCCGACUUCCCCACGUGUUUCGACGAGAACCUGCAGUGGGUCGAGGAGAAGAUCGACAGCGAUCGGUACCCGGUCCCGGACGGCAACCCGAGCUCGUCCGGUAUGCCCUAUUCGCAGGCUUCGAUCAACGAGAUGACGCGCCGCUUGACCAUGGCCGGAUACGACUCUGGCUACCACCUGUAG
Messenger RNA from Colletotrichum higginsianum IMI 349063, 564 nucleotides. RefSeq lists its product as uncharacterized. NCBI's taxonomy places the organism in Eukaryota, Fungi, Ascomycota, Sordariomycetes, Glomerellales, Glomerellaceae. The coding region runs from base 1 to 564 and encodes 187 amino acids. The transcript has a single exon. The record is from RefSeq and is a predicted model, not a curated record.